AUUUAUUUACAUUUCGUACAUUAUUCGACCCACAAUCCCAAUUUUACGUGAUCUUCAUCAACAUGAACAUCUUCUCCAAGAAACCAAAUGCUAAAGGUUUGAUUUUUAAGUUCUUGAUUUCAUCAAAUUCAGUUUUUUAAAGAACCCCUUCUGUUUGAUCAUGUAAUUUCUACCUCAGAAUAAUUUUUUUAAGAACCCCUUAUGUUUGUUCAUGUAAUUUCUACCUCAGAAUAAUUUUUUUAAGAACCCCUUAUGUUUGUUCAUGUAAUUUCUACCUUAUUAUAGUUUUUUAAAGAGCCCCUUUUGUUUGUUCAUGUAAUUUCUACCUUAGAAUAGUGUUUUAAAGAGCCCCUUUUGUUUGUUCAUGUAAUUUCUACCUUAGAAUAAUUUUUUAAAGAACCCCUUUUGUUUGAUCAUGUAAUUUCUACCUUAGAAUAGUUUUUUAAAGAACCCCUUUUGUUUGAUCAUGUAAUAUCUACCUUAGAAUAGUUUUUUAAAGAACCCCUUUUGUUUGUUCAUGUUAGUUCUUAUGGGUGUUUGAUCAUUCAUAAUAUUGAGCUGUGAUUUUAUUUACUUAGUGCUAAAGUUUUUUUUGAAGAUAAUAAAUAUGGUCUGGAACUGCUAGUCAUUUUUUAGAAAAAAGAUAGGAUUUUCAUUACUUUGCUCUUUACGAAGGAUCCUUGUAUGGCCUAUGAUGGAAUAUUAUAUAUGCCGACAUUGUCUGAUCAUAUUAACUUGAUUGAGCAAUAUUAUUGUCUGAGGCCUUGUAUAGGGAUUCGAGAAGAAUAAUCUGUGACUAUGAAAUUAGCUGCUCCAGACCAUUCAUUAUUAUUGAAUAUCUGUCUUUGUUGCCAAAGCAGUUCAAGCGCAUGCUAGUUUCAUAAAGUUCUGUCCAUUAAAAACGAGACUUAUUAUUGUAAUGGUAGGUCUGUUUUUCUGUUACAAUCUGGUAUGGAUACCAUAGAGGUUGUCACUAGACGACUAUGAUCGGUUUUUAUGUUAAUCUAAGAGUGAAAUUUCGAUAUGUGGGGCAUGGGUCUUAAAGGUUCAUGUCCAAAAUAUGAAAAUAGCUUUGUUCACUUGUCCUAAACUAUCACAAGGGACCACUCAAGCACUUCCUGCUUCUUUCUAUUUUUUUGUUAUUUCAUGCUUAAUCUCAAUGGUACUUGAUUAGUUGAGUUUACUUUUAAUUGCACAGAUGGUAGCCGGUGCUUAAUUGAUAGAUAUGUUAAUGUUGGAAAAGGAUAAAAUUAUGAAUUUUAUUUAUCUUUGAGAGGCUCUUGUUGAUGCCCCUGACAUGGUGAGGAGCCAGAUGAACUUCAAGAGGCUUUCACUUACAGAUAUCAAAAUCGACAUCAAAAAGAUUCCAAAGAAGAAGACCCUGAUUGCUGAUAUGGAGGCUGCCGAUGUGAAGGGCAAGUGGGAAUCCAGUUCCUGGGGAAGGAAGUUGAUAGUGCAGAAGAGGAGGGCCUCACUUAACGAUUUUGACAGGUUUAAGCUCAUGUUGGCAAAGAUCAAGACAUUGCAGAGGGCUGGUGUGGUGAGACAGGAGCUUGCAAAGCUUAAAAAAGAGGUUGCAGCUUAAGAACGUUCUUAUUAGUGACAUUGAUUUAAAGCAAUUUUGGAAGUUGUAAUUUUGCCUUGAGGAUCAUAUCUACUCAAAACAGAAAAUCCCAAUGUUCUGUUUUUUAUUCUUUUCCUUUUUGCUUGUUUUAGACUUUCUGGGAAAUUAUUUUUCUGAUCUAUGAUGGUGAGUUGUUUGUUUCGAGGAAUGCUCAUGUGGUUAUUUCA
Messenger RNA from Lycium ferocissimum, 1791 nucleotides. Its product is annotated as large ribosomal subunit protein eL14y-like. The record is from RefSeq and is a predicted model, not a curated record. The transcript has 3 exons. Bases 1298 to 1585 code for a protein of 95 amino acids. Lineage: Eukaryota; Viridiplantae; Streptophyta; Magnoliopsida; Solanales; Solanaceae. Gene Ontology annotation, cellular component: ribosome; cytosolic large ribosomal subunit. Gene Ontology annotation, biological process: ribosomal large subunit biogenesis; translation. Gene Ontology annotation, molecular function: RNA binding; structural constituent of ribosome.